Messenger RNA from Caenorhabditis angaria, 1001 nucleotides. The record is from the annotation of a GenBank genome assembly. NCBI's taxonomy places the organism in Eukaryota, Metazoa, Nematoda, Chromadorea, Rhabditida, Rhabditidae.
AUGCCAGUUGCUGUAAUUAGCGGAGCUUCGUCUGGAAUUGGAAAAGCAACUGCUUUGCUUUUCGCUAAAAAUGGCUAUGAUUUAUCGUUGACUGGAAGAAAUCAAGCUGCGCUUGAAGAAGUUGCAAGUUUAUGUCGACAACAAGGAGCACCACAGGUACUCAUAAAUUAAUAUUUUCGAGGAACUCUUAUUUUUGUAGGUAAUUGUAACUGCAAUUGAAUUGACUGAUGAAAAUGCGCCAAAACAAAUUGUUGAAGCAACAUUGGCAAAAUAUUCAAAAAUUGACACGUUGAUAAAUUCGGCUGGAAUUUUGAGAAAUGGAAUGGUUAUUGAUUCCGAAAUAGAUGUUUAUGAUGAAAUUAUGAAUGUGAAUGUCAGAAGGUUAAUCAGAUAACUAUUUUGAAAACAAUAUAUGUUAAUCCUAAUGUUUCAGCUUAAUUCGUCUAACUCGUUCCGCACUUCCUCAUAUUAUUGCUCAAAAAGGAACUAUUGUGAAUGUUAGCAGUAUAACAGGUCCAUGUCCGGUAAGUUAAAACCACUUUAAAAAAUAUAUUUUAUAAUUAUUUUUUCACAGUUUCCUGGUGUAACUUAUUAUUGUAUGACAAAAGCUGCAGUCGAUCAAUUCACAAAAUGUUUGGCUUUGGAAAUGGCACCAAAUGGUGUUAGAGUAAAUGCAGUUUGGUUAGUUUUGUGAAAAUUAAAAUUUUGAAAUUCAACGACAAUAACUUUUUUUAAGUCCUGGAGUAGUUGUUACAAAUUGCCAUUUGGCUUCUGGUCAAAGUGAAGAGACUUAUAAAGAGGUAUGAAAAACAUUUAAAACUUUUAAACAAUUAGCAUUUCAGUUUUUGGAAAAAUGCAAAACUACGCACGCAUUGGGUCGCACUGGAACUCCAAAUGAAGUUGCCGAAGGAAUAUUAUUUUUAGCUUCGGAUAAAAGUUCAUUUACAACUGGAGAAUUGCUUCGUAUUGAUGGUGGAAGAGGAAUUAUGCACCCAAGAUGA